GUGAGAUUGCUAAAAGAGUGACUCCCUUUUCCACUUUUAUUUCCAAGGUCUCUGGGGAACAAGACUCAUGCAGGAAAGCAGCACUAAUCGGGAGAAAUACCUUCAAAGUGUGUUGCGGGAACUGGUCACAUACCUCUUCUUUCUCAUAGUCUUGUGCAUCUUGACUUACGGGAUGAUGAGCUCCAGCGUCUACUACUAUACCCGGGUAAUGUCACAGCUCUUCCUAGACACCCCAGUGUCCAAAACGGAGAAAACUAACUUUAAAACUCUUUCUUCAAUGGAGGACUUCUGGAAGUUCACAGGGGGCGCCUUGUUGGACGGGUUGUACUGGAAGGCACAGCCAAGCAAUGGAACCGAAGCCGACAACCGAAGCUUCAUCUACUAUGAAAACCUCCUGCUGGGCGUAGCACGUAUACGGCAACUCAAAGUCAGAAAUGGCUCCUGUUCGAUUCCGCAGGACUUGAGAGAGGAGAUUAAAGAGUGCUACGACGUCUACUCUGUCAGCAGUGAAGACAGGGCUCCAUUCGGUCCUCGAAACGGAACUGCUUGGAUCUACACGAGUGAAAAAGACUUGAAUGGAAGUAGCCACUGGGGGAUGAUUGCAACUUACAGUGGAGCUGGCUACUACUUGGACUUAUCAAGAACAAGAGAGGAAGCAGCUGCUCAAGUUGCUAACCUCAAGAAAAACGUCUGGCUGGACCGAGGAACCAGGGCGACUUUUAUUGACUUCUCUGUGUACAACGCCAACAUCAACCUGUUCUGCGUGAUCAGGUUAUUGGUUGAAUUCCCAGCAACAGGCGGUGUGAUUCCAUCUUGGCAAUUUCAGCCUGUAAAGCUGAUCCGAUAUGUCACAACUUUUGAUUUCUUCCUGGCAGCCUGUGAGAUUAUCUUUUGUCUCUUUAUCCUUUACUAUGUGGUGGAAGAGAUACUGGAAAUCCGCAUUCACAAGCUACACUAUUUCAGGAGUUUCUGGAAUUGUCUGGAUAUUGUGAUCAUUGUGCUAUCAGUGAUAGCUAUAGGAAUUAAUAUAUACAGAACAUCAAACGUGGAGGUGUUACAGCAGUUUCUGGAAGAUCAAAAUACUUUCCCCAACUUUGAGCAUCUGGCAUACUGGCAAAUACAGUUCAACAAUAUAGCUGCUAUCAUUGUAUUUUUUGUCUGGAUUAAGCUUUUCAAGUUCAUCAGCUUUAACAGGACCAUGAGUCAGCUCUCUACAACCAUGUCUCGGUGUGCCAAAGACCUCUUUGGCUUUGCUAUUAUGUUCUUCAUUAUUUUCUUAGCAUAUGCUCAGCUGGCAUACCUUGUCUUUGGAACUCAGAUUGAUGACUUCAGUACCUUCCAAGAGUGUAUCUUCACUCAAUUCCGUAUCAUUUUGGGUGAUAUCAACUUCGCAGAGAUUGAGGAAGCUAAUCGAGUUUUGGGACCAAUUUAUUUUACUACAUUUGUGUUCUUUAUGUUCUUCAUCCUUUUGAAUAUGUUUUUGGCCAUCAUCAAUGACACUUACUCUGAAGUUAAAUCUGAUCUGGCCCAACAGAAAGCUGAAAUGGAACUCUCAGAUCUUAUCAGAAAGGGCUACCAUAAAGCCUUGGUCAAACUAAAACUGAAAAAAAAUACUGUGGAUGAUAUUUCCGAGAGUCUGCGGCAAGGGGAAGGCAAGUUAAAUUUUGACGAACUUCGACAAGAUCUCAAAGGGAAGGGCCACACUGAUGCAGAGAUUGAGGCGAUAUUCACAAAGUAUGACCAGGAUGGAGACCAAGAACUAACUGAACAUGAACAUCAGCAGAUGAGAGACGACUUGGAAAAAGAGAGGGAGGACCUGGACUUCGAUCACAGCUCAUUACCACGUCCCAUGAGCAGCCGAAGCUUCCCCAGAAGUCUGGAUGACUCUGAGGAGGAUGACGAUGAAGACAGUGGGCAUAGCUCCAGAAGAAGAGGCAGCAUCUCCAGUGGGGUUUCUUACGAAGAGUUUCAAGUUCUGGUGAGAAGAGUAGACAGGAUGGAGCACUCUAUCGGCAGCAUUGUGUCCAAGAUUGAUGCGGUGAUUGUGAAGCUGGAAAUUAUGGAACGAGCCAAACUGAAGAGGAGGGAGGUGCUGGGAAGGCUGCUGGAUGGAGUGGCUGAAGAUGAAAGAUUAGGUCGUGACAGUGAAAUCCACAGGGAGCAGAUGGAGCGGCUAGUGCGGGAAGAGUUGGAACGUUGGGAAUCUGAUGAUGCAGCUUCCCACAUGAAUCAUGGUUUAGGCACACCAUUGGGACCAACUGGUCAACCUCGCCCCAGAAGCUCCCGCCCGUCUUCCUCCCAAUCUACAGAAGGAAUGGAAUGUGGAAAUGGAAAUGGUAGUUCCAAUCUCCAUGUUUAGGACAUGUACUUGUACAUGAGUUCCUAAGACCAAGAAGAUGGCUCUCUUGAGUUGCCAUACUAGUACACUAUUUUUUGUGCCCUGACUACCAUACGAUGCUGGUCUUUGUGACCAGUUAUUAAUUCUUGUGCACUUUAAUUUAUUUUAGGUAAAUUUUGUCCGUGAAUCAAAGGAGUUUUUUUUUUUUUCUUUUUCUCAUAUAGGAGAUGUGGUGUAAAUAUUGAGGAACAAUUUCAUUGUAGAAUUAUAUUGAGUGGUAUGCCCACUCGCUACCAUGCCUGAGCCCUCUCAGUUGACAAUGAAGUGGCCUUUUAAGCUAGAAGAGAACUAUAAAAAGGCUUCUGAGUUUGAUUUCCAAUUACCUAAAUCAGUAUUGUCAUUUUUUGCUCACCGUGUGAAGAGAAAGUAGGGGCCUUCUAUUCCACUCAGGCUUAACUCAUGGGAGUAAUACAUCACUUUCUUUUAAGAAAGGAGACAUUUCAACUACCUUCCUGGGGUAAACUUUUCUAAAAAGUGAGCUGGAAAAGUACUCCAAUCGUAGAAUGUGUAUGUAGUCAUUAUGCUAGAAUUUGUAUGGCUGGUUAAGAUUAAUGUUGAAUAGUAUUCUUUUUGUUAUUUUAUCAUAGCUAGUGUCUUUGGGACUGACCAUAAUUCUUACUCUAUUUUGACUCUUAUCUGCCACAUGAAAGCACCGAAGGUCCAUUAUGGGCCAAAGUGUCAUUUCUAACAAUAUCAUAUGAAAAUUAAAAGAAGUUCAAUCACCAAGUUUAAUUUUCUCUAGUAGUAAGUUUAGUAUGAAAAUGCAUCCAUUUGAUAUUUUCCCAUGUGUUUUAAUUUAUUUGUAAUCAAUCUAAGAAGGACCGAUUUACUCAAAUUUUUUUAGUAUAUACAGAAAAUUUAAAUUAGUGAAUAUGCUCAUUUUCAACAAACUUUCAGUGUUGAAACUCAUAUGAAAAUAUGUAAAACUAAAGUUUGAAUCUCAUGCUUUUUUUUUUUUUAAA
Messenger RNA from Condylura cristata (star-nosed mole), 3360 nucleotides. RefSeq names its product polycystic kidney disease 2 (autosomal dominant) (gene PKD2). The transcript is spliced from 14 exons. Gene Ontology annotation, cellular component: membrane. Gene Ontology annotation, molecular function: voltage-gated sodium channel activity; muscle alpha-actinin binding; calcium ion binding. Gene Ontology annotation, biological process: release of sequestered calcium ion into cytosol; detection of mechanical stimulus; potassium ion transmembrane transport. Bases 68 to 2359 code for a protein of 763 amino acids. NCBI's taxonomy places the organism in Eukaryota, Metazoa, Chordata, Mammalia, Eulipotyphla, Talpidae. The record is from RefSeq and is a predicted model, not a curated record.